GAAUGGGUCACACGCACUUUUUAGAAGUCACGUCAGUUUGGAAGAGGAGUUCGACCCACCUGAUGAUCCUUGGCUCAAUCCGCUCCACAUUAAUCUACCUCUGACAUUAAACCAUCUGCGCGCGUGCGUUUCAUAUCAAACCGCAUUCGCUUUUUGUAACUUCUAGUGUGUAUUUUAAAGGAGCGGUGCUGUCAUUAUCAAAGCCUAAAUUGCACUAUAUCGUCUUUGCUUUUUAUUUUUUAUUUUUUUUGCACUUGAGAGCAUUUUUGUGAGGAUGCAUACCACCCAAAAGGACACCACUUACACCAAGAUAUUUGUCGGUGGUCUUCCGUAUCACACGACGGACUCCAGUCUAAGGAAAUAUUUUGAAGUGUUUGGCGAAAUUGAAGAGGCAGUGGUGAUUACCGACAGACAGACCGGGAAGUCCAGGGGUUAUGGAUUUGUGACCAUGGCAGACCGCUCCGCUGCAGACAGAGCCUGUAAGGACCCCAACCCCAUCAUUGACGGCAGGAAGGCCAAUGUUAACCUGGCUUAUCUCGGAGCCAAGCCACGGGUGAUGCAGCCAGGUUUCACUUUCGGCGUCCCUCAGAUUCACCCGGCUUUCAUCCAAAGACCAUAUGGGAUCCCCACUCACUAUGUGUACCCGCAGGCCUUCAUGCAGCCCAGCGUGGUCAUCCCUCACAUCCAGCCAGCGGCGGCCUCCGCCACCGCAUCCUCGCCCUACAUCGACUACACGGGCGCAGCCUACGCACAGUACGCCAGCGCUGCCACAGCGGCGGCCGCCGCAGCCUACGAGCAGUACCCGUACGCGGCCUCUCCCGCCGCGACCGGCUACGUAGCCACCACCGGCUACGGCUACGCCAUGCAGCAGCCGCUGGCCACCGCCGCUCCAGGGACCGCGGCCGCGGCCGCCGCCUUCGGUCAGUACCAGCCCCAGCAGCUGCAAGCCGAACGGAUGCAAUAGCAACCAAAGAGGCGGACGGGAGUCGACGCCCAGCUACACGAUGAAGACGAAAAUAGUUGCUGGUUGUGGGUUGACUGCAAGAGGAGGAAGACGAGGAGCAUACAGGAGGGGGAUAGUAAUUGGUAGAGAGAUUAUUAGUGAGAUGGAAACUCCAACUUGCUGUGAUUAAAGAAAACAAAACCAAAAAAAGAAAAAAAGAUCGCAGAAAAGGACGGAAUCUAGCUUUUUAUUUAUUAUUAUUAUUAUGUUAUCUUUAUUACAAUAAUUAAUAUUAGAGUAGGAUAUUUAUUGCGGAAGGAGGUAUGCAGCGACUAAUCACUGUGGUAGACGAAACCUUAAGUCCCGAUGCUGUCAUUUAAUGUAGGCGACCGUUUUUCCGGAAAUGUCCCGCAUUGUUUUGAUCCUAGGGCCUCUUAACUUUAUAUUUAUUCUCAUUUUUUUGAGGGCUCUCUUUGUUCUGUCUUCUUCUCAAGUGCAUUUUUUUUUGAUCAUCAGGGAAAUGGAGCAUUUUUCAGCGAAUUAGAAACAACAAACUCUGCCAAUCAGGGAUAGUAGACCUAACUGUGGCGAUCGCGAAUGGAGAAAGAUCCAGUGUUAGCGUGUUUUAUGUUUUGUGAACUACCUUUUUAUCUAUCUGAUGCUGAAUGUCCCCACUUUCUCUGACUCCUGCGUUGACCUCCUGACCUAUGCAAAGCAAACAGGGGGACGAAAACGAAGUGCAGGAACGGGAGAGGUUUUCUUUUUGCUCCCUCACAAUGGGCAUCGAACAAUUUGAAGGUACUCUUCGACAAAAAAAGGCAAAAAGACUUGUAUUAUAUGCUUGCAAAAAAACACACACAUACGGACUAACAUGCACACCGUUACGCAGAAAUUUAAGUGUUAAUGUCUGUCUGUGGGCGAGGGAGGACGCAUAAACACACAAAGAUGACUAUGUAGGGAAAAAAAGCUCAGUAUUAGUACUAGAAUCAGGGAGCAACUGCUGUGUUGGAAGGAACAGGCACUGAUAUACACACUCACACACACACACACACACACACACGCAGUCGGAUUGCUCUGGAAAGAUCACUGGUUCGUCGAGCUGUCGCCUUUUCAUCCCUCGGAACCGGGUCUGUCGACGUUUCCUUAUCCCAGAGAGGGUUCGGAAGGAUUGACCUGUGCAACCUCCCAACAUCCGUGACGGAUCUUGUGAUAAGGGAGGCUAUCCGCUAUCGGUCUGGUCUUUAUAUGUUCACGAGCACCAGCACACUUCCUAAGGUCUAUGUAUUUCAAUGAGCGACUCUUUACAGAACAGCACUAUAGCGAAAGGAUCCGAGGGUUCUUUGUGUGCCUUACAUUUGUAAUGCUAUUUAAAGAGAUCUGCUAUUUAAGAUAUUUAUUUUGUUGCGCUCUAAGAUCAUCGACUUAGAAGCGGUACUGUAUGGAUAUAAUGUAUUCAUCUCAUGGCAUAUUAUUAUUAUUAUUAUUAUAAGUUAUUGAGUAGGCUUAGUUGUAGUAUUAUAUUAACAUACUCAACCAAAAGUGUUGUUGUAGGACUUAUUUAAGAUGCAAUUCUGUAUGUGCACUGUACAAUUAUCUUUUUUUUUUCUCAUUGCAUUUGGAAUUUUAGAACAUGACAUUAAAUAUCGGCUAUCGUAUGACAUUUAUUUUAUUGCAGGCCUGUUGUUUUGGGCAUGUUAUCUCCAUUUUUUUUUUUUUUUUUUUUUUUUUUGUUUUAUCCAGAACUGUUUAAAAGACUUUUUAAAAAAAAAAAAAGGACAAAAGAAGACCGAAGGGACAUGCUGCUUCAUACACUAGAAUGUAUUGUCAAUGUCGAGGAUGGAUGCUGUGCUUCUAUUGCUUUAAAUAUGCAUCAGAUGGGCUAUUUUACACUGUUGAGAAUUUUUAUACUUGAACUCUUUCUUACAAGGGAAAAUAUGAAAAACAAAAAACAAAAAAAAAACAAGAAUAAUAAUAACAACAACAACACAAAAAAAUUCAUUGUCACUGGAUUUGGGCAUGUAAAGUGUUAUUAUUGACUAUUUAAAUGCAAACGUUCUGUAGGUAUUUAAGCCUUAUUUCAGAUUUUCAACACUAUUUACUCUAAAUGGAAAUAAAAAGGUUCUAUAUUUAAACCUCAAA
Molecule: messenger RNA, 3082 nt
Organism: Megalobrama amblycephala (Wuchang bream)
Lineage: Eukaryota; Metazoa; Chordata; Actinopteri; Cypriniformes; Xenocyprididae
Gene: rbm24a
Product: RNA binding motif protein 24a
Exons: 4
Coding region: 275-964 (229 amino acids)
Cellular component (GO): cytosol
Molecular function (GO): mRNA 3'-UTR binding
Source: RefSeq, a predicted model, not a curated record